Messenger RNA from Python bivittatus (Burmese python), 5421 nucleotides. Lineage: Eukaryota; Metazoa; Chordata; Lepidosauria; Squamata; Pythonidae. The record is from RefSeq and is a predicted model, not a curated record.
AUGAUUAAUAUUAAAGUAUUUAGCUAUUUGAUUGUUUUGAUUAUUAGCUUUAUUGUAUCUUUCCCAACCAGAUGCUAUCUGAACAUGCUGAACUUUAACUCCCAUGACUUUACAUUAACGAGGCCCUUAUUUCAGUUACUAUUAGGCUUUAUUUCAGAACUGACCAUUCUGGUCCAGCCUAAAGAAGCAAAUAUCUAUUGUUUUUAACUAAAGCAAAAUGUCAGAGCUGGUUUGGAGGAUUAGUUUACACAAAACAGCCCAUAAAUUACUAAGAAAGCAAAAGAAUAUUUCACAAUUUGUCCAGAAUGUGCAUAUUUAAAUAUCCAGAUGUUUUUAACAAGGAGAAAUUUAGGAUGUUUAUAUGUUCUUAAGUUGCCACAAUUUUACCUAAAGUAGAUUUUAGAGCAACUUCUGUUAAAGAAAAUGGGUUGAGAAAUUAAGAAAAAUGCUGAAAGAAUUUCAUUCAGAUUAUCAUGUUUUUCUCAGAGGUUCUAAAAGUCCUCCUGCUAGCAAUAGCAAUGAUGAUGAGGACCAGCGAAUAAUCAGUGUUGCUUCUUCGGUGUUUCUCUGGUGUUCCAGAGACCACAUUUCAAGGACUGCAACAGUCUUUCUAAAAGAGUUGAGUGGAGAAACAGACCAUUAGACAGGCUGGCUCCAUUUGUAGAUAGCUAUUGUGGCUGAUCAGCUUCUGUAGCACAAUCAUUUUUUAUAGCAUUGGGAGUCCUUCACUCAGAACUAGGCAAUAUUAGGGCUAUGUAAAACAUCUGAAAGAAGUUUGUUAACCUGAUGAAGCAUCUCUUACAGCAUCAGAGCAGCCAUAUAUUUUGCAAAACUCACACAGCUAUUUCAAAAGAUGUUUCCAGCCGCUUUGCUGGUGAUCCAGCUGGAAGUGUGAAUGUCUACACAAAUAGAAAACUAUGGACAAUGCAAAGCCUUCAGAGGAUGGGGCUUCUUUAAUGCUAUAAACGGAGUGUUUCACUUACACUGAUGCACUUUGUGAAACCAUUCUUUCAAAUAUAUUGCACACCAAUAUAUUACUGGCAUUCUUUCAUGUGAGGUGGGAAAUCUGCCACCAAAAUGCCAUUUGGGUGGCCAUACUAUAAUGUGUAGACUAGCCAGUGAUGAAAUGUAAUCAAGAAGAGAAAAGUUACUGUUCACUUUCAAUUCUAUGGCUGUUGAGAUUAAAAGAUGCAAAAUGAAGAGUGUCUGAUUGUGAGUAAUAAUUUCUACCUGCUUCAUACCUUCAUUCUGAAAUGAGUUAAUUAAGAUUUUUUUUCCAGGACAAAAAAUUAGGAUAAUUUAAAAGACCUCAAAGGCAGAUUCUCACUUCGAAGCGGGAAAAACUUUCAUUUUUAUUUUGAAUUCGCAGUAAGGUUUUUGUACAAUAAAAAGCAACAAUUCUUGAUAGUCAUGUCAAUAAAUCUCAUAUUAUCAAAUCACUAAGGCAAUAUAAUUUUUAAAAAGCGGUCUUUUUUCUGUUUGCAGAGAUGACAGAUUUGGCAAAAUGCAGCAUUUAUGUAUUUUCUAAAUUUAAAUCUCAGUGUUCUUCCAAGAAACUCAAAACCAGUCUUCCCCAGUUUAGCAUUCUCCAUGUUCUGGGCUGUAAUUCCUAUUGCAUGCUGCUAUGGAUAAUGGAUACUGCUCCAACAAAUCCUAGGGGUGGAGCUUGUUACUAGUUCUAAGCUUUUCUGGAAAACUAAACACCAGGAUCCCCCUACCUCUUUGCUGAGUGUGUGGUAUAUGGAGGUCCAGAAGUAUGAAUUCAACAACCUGGCAUUCACCCACAUUUUGUACUUGACUCUGGAUUCCAUCUAUCUGCUUGGAUGGGAGACAAAAGGGAUGGAAACCCCAUUAGUUGGGAAGGAAAAAGAUUGGAGGCAGAGUUUUCAGAAAUGUGGUCUGGAGAUGGCUUUAGGUUUAGUGAUAAAGGGCAGCCAGGAGAUGAAGGCUUGAGGGAGUGGAGGUAUAUGGAAUGAGAGGGAACUAGCAGUGAUAGCAAGGAGAAGAAAGCAACAGAGAAGAAACUGGAAAAUAGCCUUGUUGAAUGAAAGGAAGGAGCCUGAUAGAUGGUUCGUGAUCAUAGAGGAGGUGAAUGAAGGUUAAACGGAAGAGAGAAGACUGAGGAUCAAUACAGAAUUAUGUGGUCACUGGUAGAAGGGAGUCUGAAGAACCCAGUGAUUUCCUUCAUUGCCAUAAGAAAAGGAGGUGGUAUUGGUGGAGGUAAAUUGAGCCACUGGACACCCUAUCAUGGGAUGUUCCAGGGUUUGGCCCACAUGCUCUUUAACACUUAUGUGAAGCUGCUAGGGGAGUUCAUCUAUUGACUUGGAGCAAGGUCUCAGUUAUACAUCUCCCCCUUAGGCCAAACAAGAGAUGUAGGAGAAGUUUUCACUCCAGACCUGGAGGCUUUGAAGGACUGAAUGGGGUAGAAUAGACUCUAACUGAAUCCCAAGAAGAUGGAGUUGUUGGGACGAAGGCCUUCAGGUACUGUGGAUGUUCCAUCUGUUGCUCUUAGUGGGGCUCCAUUCCCCCUUAGGAGCAGGUGCACAAUCUAAGAAUGCUCCUAUAUACAUAACUUUUGCUAAAGCAGAUGGUGGAAGCCAUGGUUAGGGACAUGUUUAUCCAGGUUUUGCUAUUCUGCCAGUUGUGGCCUUUCCUGGACCAAGAGGCACUAGAUGCUGUGACUUAUGCCCUUGUUACCCUCUGGUUAAAUACCACAGUAUGCGCUACUUGAGAGUGCCCUUGAAAAUAAUCCAGAAGUAACAGCUAGCACAAAAGGUGGUUGCUGAUCUGUGGACAAGUGCCAACUUAUUUAACAUAACACCUUCACUGGGAGGUGAACUAGUUGCCAGCAAAGUUCCAGGCCAAGUUCAGAUUGCUGGUUUUUACCAAUAAAGCUUGUAUGGCUUGGGUCUUCAUUACCUUUGGAACCAUCUGCUUGCGCAAGGGAAUCCUUGUAGGUCCCCACUCCCUGAGAGACCUGGAUGCUUGGAGAAUGGCAUCUUGACAGCAAUCCCCUCAGCUUGCCCCCUGAGCUUAGGAUGACCCCCUCCCUGCUGAUAGGUGGGAAGGCUGCUAAAAUGGUAUUCUUCUGAAGGGGCUUUGGGGAGGAAAAUAGAGUAGUGAAUUUCAGUAGGUAUUUUAUUAAUUAUUAUGUUUACAUUUUUAUACUGUUAAGCUGCUUAGAAACAUGUGAGGCAUACACGACUGUAAAUCUGGAGGGCACCACAUUGAGGAAUGUUGCUCCUGACAACAUGUAUAAUUUUUUUUGUCUCAUUAUUAUCCCCACUAUCGAGGUUAAUGUAUCUACUCUCCUCAGGGCACUGAGAGUAUUGAAUCCGGUUCUGUGUCAGUCCUAUGUCAACACAAAUUAUUACACAAUGCUGAGUUUCUCGGUGUCUCACAAACUGACAUUUGGAAUUUAUUUGGGGACAGAAGAUUCUCCAUUUUAAAAAGAUGUUUCUUUAAAUAUGCCUCCUUUCUUAGUGAUGUACACUUGAAAAAAAAAAGCACCUUGCCUUAUUGAAAAGAUUUGUGUUAGCUUAAUUGCCACUAGAAUAAUAAAUGCAAAAGGGUGUAAAAUGAGCAAUGUACUCUACGUGGCCGGAAUUGAAGAGCAAGAUGUAUGGAGGCAGGUUAUCAUAUGAUCAAAAAGAAUACACUGAACUGCUUAUACCUGUUCUUUCAGAUAAAAUGAAUGCUUCAAUGCAAUCUUGAAAUGGGGAGCUUCAUCCCAAUAGGAAAUCUUUUCAGCCAAACAUCAUCAGCUGGACUACACAUGAACACUGACUUUAUAGCUUCAUCAUAUGCCAAAGGAGAUGUUAAUUCAGUCUCUGUCCAGGAAACAGUAGUGGCUCUUUAUGACUACACAGCACAUCGAUCAGAUGAGCUAACCAUCCACUGCAGUGACAUUAUCCAAGUGUUGUACAAAGAUAAUGAUAACUGGUGGUUUGGCAGCCUGGCGAAUGGACAGCAAGGCUAUUUUCCAGCCAAUUAUGUGGUUGAGGAAACACAAUAUGAACAACAGCAAUCUAAAGGAUUAGCAGAAGAGUCUACUCUUCCAUCCAGUGAAUUUGUAAAAGUAACAUCACCAGCUGUGCCUGAGAUGCUAGCAGACAUCAGCAAGUUGGGAGACCAAAGAUUUAUUUCACUGAAUGACACAGACUACCUGGCUGCACAAAUUACAUGUGGGCAAACAAAGAAGGGCAUGGAUACAGAGGAAAAAGAAUAUAAGGCAAAUGACAGCAUUCCAUUCAAUGGUGUUGAGGAUGAGCCUAAGAAAAACAGGAAGAAAAGGAAGAAAGGGAUAGUGAAAACUACUAGUAGAAAUGGAACAUCAGAUGAUGGCUUCCAGCUAGACUAUUCAAAAGUAUAGUGUCCGUUAUGUUCGUGGCUGUUAGUUUCACGGCUUAAAAGUACAUGGAAAAUUAUGGAAUUACUGCUUGUUGUGAAAUAAUGAUCAUAUAUUUGAAAACUUGGAAUAUUGUAGGUAAAUCUAUACCUCUAAACCAAUUGAGAUUUAUCAUGAUGUCGGGAGGCCAAGGAACCAAGGGGAAGAACGUAUAUUGAAAGUUCCAGUAAAAUUUAACAUGAGUUAAAAUCUUAACAGUGACUCGGGGUUUUUUAUUUAUAUAAAUAUAUAUGUAUAUAUCUUCAUAUUCCCAGUAGAAGUAUUUGGAUAUACUCUGCUAUCCAAAGAAAUGAGAUAUCAAGAAUUUUAUUGAAGCUCUUCAACUCACUGAAACAAAGCAGUCUAGUUUACUAAAAAUUGAAGAAUACCAUUAUGGGUAAAGACAGUAGACAUCAGCUUAAAGUUUAUUAUAGUCUAUGAAUAAAAACCAACCAGCUUAACUGGGACAGAAACACUAUAUUCUGGAAAGUCUUAUUUUGAUGUACUGUGCAUAAAAGAAUGCAAAGUUAAAUGCUUGUGAUUGUGCUGAAGGAAUUUCAACUUAAAAAUAUAAGCUCAAUGGAUGAUUUUAUUGUUCCUGCUACAUAGGAUUGGUCACUGCAACAACUUCUCAUACUGAAAUGGUUUUGAAGAAGAGAAUGAAUUUCAAAAAAACUAUAUGAUAAAAGAGUAUGUAUCACCACCAAGAGUUGGAAGCUAUAGCUUUUUGUAUGUUAACUUUAAAAUAAAAGCUUUUCAUAUUUUUUUUUAAUGUUAACGAAUUUACAAAAUUCAUUUUGUAAAGGCAGUUUUUUUCUGCCUUUAAAGCACCAUUGCCCAUUUUUUCUACUGUUUAGAAGAAUAAUUUGACAUCUGUAUAUGAGUGAGAUAUGUUUUUAUGCAGAACAUGUUUAUGUUCAGGUGUAACUGUUUUCAAAUUAAAAAGCAUUAAGUUGUGAAUGGUGUAUUAGUGAUGAUUUCCGGUAACUUUAUUUAUGAUUCUCUUGUGUAUAUAUGUUGACUACCGAUGCCCA